CAUCGUUUCUUGACAGAUUGUAGGCUCCAGUCUUCUUUUUGCUUCAUGGUUUUUGGCACUCAAAAUGUUUGUUGGGCUGUUUUAAUAAUGAUGUCAAUGUCAAAGUUAUUACCUAGGUACCUACCUACACCUACCUAGGUACAAAGGCAGGCGGGCGAUUUCUAUUCUCUGGAGGCUGGCUGGCGAUCACAGAGUAUAUUUUAUAUCUGGCGACUUGAGAGCUUAGCUUUGAGUUCACCGCAAGAGUGAUUUAUUGAGACACAGCAAGAUUGGUUAGGGUUCGUUAUUAGAAGAAUUAUAUAGUCACUGAUAAUGCCCGGACUGGAACCUUCACUUAGCGAUGAAGACUAUAUCAUAGCAAGAGCAAAACAACAAAGUAAUAUAUAUUCUGCAAAGGCAUGGAUGCUCACGGCAAAGACAUUGUUCCCUACUAAUUUUAAAAUACAAUUUGAAGCAUAUUUGAUGGAAAAGCAGUCUGGCAAUGUUCAGGAAGCAGCAGAAUGUUUUAGCUCACUGAUAAUGUCUAGACAAAAUCUAACCGAUUUGUUGCCAGAAAUAACUGCUAUUGCAAAUUCAUUGAAAUCCACAGAAAUGAGUUUUUUAAGUCAGAUGUUUGACAACAUUUGCCCUGAAAUUCAAUUAACUAUUCUCAAAACUAGUGUUGAAAAUAGUGAUGAUACCAUGGAGCACUGCCGAUUGCUAGUGUUAUUAUUGAAAAAAUUCCCACAAUUAGGAGUAGACAGUCUUGUGAAAACUCUAAUAAAUGCUGAAAAGUUUUUUUAUGAUAAUAGAUAUGCUCGGCUAUUAGUUGUAGAAACUUUACCAUUACUGAGUUCCUUAGAGUCACCUAGACUGCUCCAACGCUUAUUGGUAAAGGCAAUUGAUUUCUACAAUUCUUAUGUCUAUGAUGACAAUGAACAUGAUAUAACAGAUCCAUGGCAAAGACUUUAUGGGGUUUUAGAUUUGCUAGGACGGCAGCUUGGAUGGGAUCCAUUUCUCAUUAGUUACAACAACAGUUUAAAUAAAGAAACAUAUUUCCAAAAACUAGUUUCACUGAGGAACUGUGAGGAUUGUCGUCAAUUAUUGUAUUGUGGUAUUUCAUUCUUCCUAAGAUGCCUUUAUGAGCAUAGAUCACUGAAAGGUCAUAAUAUUCUUGUUGAAGCUUUGACGGACCCUGAUGCACCACCUUCGAAAAGAAAAAAGGGAGAUCUAGAAGUGACAGGAACAUCAGCUCAUCAAUUUCAAGCUGCUGCCAACUGCUGGGAACUUCUACACAGUGAUGAUGUAAUUGCAAGAGAAUUUACAAAAUUAGCCAAUCAAUUGCAAGUCAAGCCUUGGUCUGAAGUUUUUGUAGAUGAAUUGGCUCUUUACAGAGGCCUGUAUGAUGAUGCAAAUCCACCUUUAACUUCUAAUAAUGUCACAGCUUGUGUUGUGAGAGUGUCUAUCAACUAUUUCCAAAAGAAAUAUUUACCUUGUAUUGAGAAUAUAUUAGCAGCAUUGCCACAGCUGCCUACUGUGGAAGGUGUAUUGGAAUCUGAAUUAAUUGUGGGAGGAAAACAUAGGCAUUUGCAUUUUCUUCCAAAUACAAAAGUUGCUAUUAUGCAUUAUUUUUGUACUUUACUCAUAAGGAUUUUGUUGAGUACUGGAAAUACUUCUGAUUUGAUUUAUGGUCAUAUAUUGGUAUUGACCCAAUUAGGUUGGCCACAAGAAGAAGCAAUAUUCAUUCAAAUAAUGGAUUUGAUUCGACAGAAGGGUGUUUUCCAUUAUCAUUUAUUUUCAGCAUAUAUUAUUCACAUAGAUAUAUUAGAGGAAUUAACAUAUAUAUGGAAUGAACAAGGUAGUAAUGUUGUUUUGGACAUUUUGCCUAACUCACAACAGCAUUUGGGCCAAAGGAGAAUUGGUACCCGUGGUGCUGAUAAAGGUGUAAAGGAAGAUUUUAAGCAAGCCAUGAAGGCACAAGUUGCAAGAAGUAAUGAUUCGAUUCUUAACUUAAUGAUACAAUUUAUUACAUCAGAGCGAUCUUAUUUUCUUAGUAGCAAGUGAUUACUUGUGUGUAAAUUUGUACUGCAUAAGAAAUAAAAAAUUAAGAAUAUA
This is a messenger RNA of Plodia interpunctella (Indianmeal moth), 2094 nucleotides long. RefSeq names its product Integrator 10 (gene IntS10). The coding region runs from base 313 to 2043 and encodes 576 amino acids. NCBI's taxonomy places the organism in Eukaryota, Metazoa, Arthropoda, Insecta, Lepidoptera, Pyralidae. Gene Ontology annotation, cellular component: integrator complex. The record is from RefSeq and is a predicted model, not a curated record. Gene Ontology annotation, biological process: snRNA processing. The transcript has a single exon.